This is a messenger RNA of Soboliphyme baturini, 780 nucleotides long. The record is from the annotation of a GenBank genome assembly. NCBI's taxonomy places the organism in Eukaryota, Metazoa, Nematoda, Enoplea, Dioctophymatida, Soboliphymatidae.
AUGGGGAGGCGAAUUCGCGCCCAGCGUAAAGGUUCCGGAACAGUUUUCAGGGCCCACACUACACACAGAAAGGAGGCUCCUCGUCUACGUGCUAUCGAUUAUGCCGAAAGACGAGGCUAUCUGCGAGGAGUUGUAAAGGAUAUCAUUCAUGACCCUGGUAGAGGUGCUCCGUUAUGUAUUGUACACUUUCGAGACCCAUACAAAUACAGGAUUCGUAAAGAAACGAUGAUCGCCUGUGAGGGAAUGCAUACUGGCCAGUUCAUCUAUUGUGGCAAGAAAGCUACUUUGCAUAUUGGAAAUGUCUUGCCGCUCUCGGCGAUGCCUGAGGGAACAGUCAUAUGCAACCUGGAAGAAAAAUGCGGCGAUCGUGGCAAACUUGCCCGGACAUCUGGCAAUUACGCUACUGUCAUUGCCCAUAACCCAGAGUCGAAGAAAACUCGCGUGCGUCUACCCUCUGGGGCGAAAAAGCUCUUGAACGCGACCAAUCGAGCGAUGAUAGGAAUAGUCGCUGGUGGAGGUAGAACCGAUAAGCCGAUUUUGAAAGCAGGUCGAGCGUAUCACAAGUACAAAGCUAAGAGGAAGUGCUGGCCAAGAGUUCGUGGUGUUACUAUGAACCCUGUUGAUCAUCCAUUCGGUGGUGGUAAUCACCAGCACAUCGGUAAACCUUCUACCAUUCGUCGCAGCGCAUCUCAUGGUCGCAAGGUUGGUCUUAUUGCGGCCCGUCGUACUGGUCGUAUACGUGGUACCAAGCCGGAAAAAGUUCAGAAAGAUGGCGAGUGA